UUUUUUAAAUGGUGAAAUCAAAUCAAAGACCAUAAAUGAAACGUCAUCCACAAGAUUUUUUUCGCAACGGUGUCGGGGGUCACAAUCACUGUCAUUUACUCACGUAUGGUGGUCAAUGGAGCAAAAACUCCCUUGGGCCCUUUGCAAGCAGAAUGAGUGCCACUUCCGCAUGCCAGCCGGAGAGAGUGAAGCCUUGAUGAGGUUUUUAAGAUAUACACUGAUCUGGCUACAUUCAGAGAAGAAGAGUCCAGCUCAGCCAGAGCAGGAGAGUAUUGUGGCAAGUUGGAACAGCUCCAGACUUUGAAACAUAACCUUGACCUUGUGAAAGACACAGAGGACAAUGAGACUAUCCUCCAGAACACUUAUGACCCUGACCAGGGCAGCCCUUGUUUCACCAAGAACAAGCUCAGGGAGAGGGAGGUAGCAGAGAAGGGAGCUGCCUCCAGCCUCAGUGCAGCAGGAGGACACUUCUAACAUUUAGAUCGACCAGACUGACAAUACUGCAGGAAAUGCCAAAACAGCCAAAUCCAAGGCCUCCUUGGAGUCGGAAGGUCCUGGGAAUAUACAUAGGAGAAAGAAUAACAAAGGGAAGAGGAGAGGAGGAGGUGUCUGGGGCCCAGAGUGGGGCUGCGUUGGAACUCAAGGAUGAGUUACUCCAUGAGUACCGGUAGCAGAUGGCACAGGAAGUGGAGAGGGCUACCGUGAAGAAGACUGUACACAAGAAGUCAACAACGGACAAGACCAACGCUGCCCCUCAGGAAGCAGUAACAUUAAACAAUGAAGGUGCAAAGAAGAAGAACAAGCUGAGGUCGUCAUUGGAUUCUGAGAGGGAGACGAGGUGUGUAGAAGUCUUGCAGGAUGAACUUUCAUAACUCCAGUGAGGUUUGCAUGAACCUGUAAGGAAGCAUAUGGUAGAAGAUCUGCAGAAUCGCCAGUCCGAAGACAUCACUGAGAGGAUGAGGUCCAAGGAGAAGAGUCAAGAGAGCCACGACGAGGAGGAUGCAGUAGAAUCUUUCAAAUCCAAAGGCAAAAAAAAAAAAGAGAAUAAAACAAGGUUGUGGGUACUAACUGAGUGUGGCGUAUCGACAGCAAACUGCAUCCACAGCUGUUCUGUCCUCCUCCCCGGAGCAAGAGACAAGACCAUGGAGGUGGUAGACUGCUGGAGGAGAUACAGAUAACAGAUACACAUCCACCCUUUACAUCACUGCAAAAGGCCUUAAACUACCUGAUCAUGUACAUAUCUGCUUUAACAAAACUACCAUUACUAUGUAGUAGUAGUAGUAGUAGUAGUAGAAGAAGAAAUCCAAUCUUUAUCAAUCGGCAGUUCCUUUUCUGUAUGCCAAGGAGUGAGCUGUGGUUUGGUCCGAGUUGCAGAGUGAGUUCACCAGGAGAAACGACACACAACCUGUGCUCGUCCGCUGGAGGGGAAUCUCUGUUGUAAGCAUCAUGUUCUAUCUCUGUUUCCAUGUUUUAGUAUCUAACAGUAUCCAACUGCUUCCCAACUCAAGUGUUGUCCAAUUGUUCUUCUCAAGUCGUGAUGGUACGUUGAGAAACACAACUUUGAGACAACAUUGACACCAUUUUCUGUGGUGGUUGUGUGUUUGCCAGAAAAUGCCAUUAAAUUGUCUUCAGUUGUGUUAUUUGAUGAAGUUGUAUAUGUGUUGUAGGUGUGCCGGAUCCCCAAUAAGCCCAUGCUGUCGUUCCGUGGUGGUCAGAUGGGUUGUUUUACCGUGUGCUUCUCCCACAACGGCAGGAGGCUGGCUGCUGCAUGUGCUGACAGACUUUAACCACUCAUCAGAUCUCUCUCUAACCCUCACCCUACUCUACUGCCUUCUGUAUUUAGAUAGACGUGCCAAUCUACUUUACUUCUUGUUAUUCUUGUGAUCUAAAGCCGAAUUGACCACCUGCAAAAACCUGCCCUCCUUACUUACUGCUGCGAUAUCCGUCAAGUGUUUUGCUGCAAAGUGCAUUUUCCCAUUGAAGGGCUGAUGAUGAGAUUUCUGUGUAUUAGCGGUAUUAUUGAAUUAGCAUCUAAUCCUUUUUUUUUCAUUUUUUUUUCAGUUUGAGAUUCCUUCAGAAAAUGUGUUGGCUGCCUUCAACAGCUUCCAGAUCUCUGCUGGUCCAGAGACGACCAGAGUCUGCUGUCUACCUCCUGACGGCACCUCAAAAACACCCUGCCUGGGAAAGAGAGAUGGACCUGAACUCGAUCCUGCCUUCUCCGUCCCUCCUGCCACCACAUUCCAAACUGCAGCUGGUUGGUUCCCUUGGAGCUCAGUUCAUCCCCCAGUCAACCCUCACCUCCCAGAACCCUAGUUUCACCCCAGUGGGCGAGCGUCUAGGAAGAGCUCCAUCUCGCAGGCUACAGACCAAGUUAUCUGAUCAUCUGUCUACAGCCAAUAGAGUAGAAGCAGAUUCUUUGGUACCAGUUCAUCAAACGGUUUUCUCUUUGUAUGACUACAGUGCCCACCGGUCAGAUGAGUUAACUGUACCGUGUGGUGACGCCAUCCGUGUGCUCUACGAAGACAACAGGGGGUUUGGACAUCAUGGAUACCUCCCAGCUACCUAUGUUGUGGAAGAACGGGAUUACAACGAGGAGCUGUCUCGUGCCCUAGAGGCCCGGUCUGCCCUGUCUGAACGGACUGACCUAUCAGUCCCUCUGUCUGAACGGACUGACCAAUCAGAUGAGAGGUUGACGCCUACCAAGGUGUCUGCUACCGUUGUCUCUGGAGAAGUCAAGUUAAUUUCUGAGCUGGACACAGACCCUGAGCAGCCUGCUGCCACCAAAGUGAAGAAGAAAACAAAGAAGUUAGUGAAGAAGUUCAAAGCUCCGUCAUCCCCACCACCAGCCACAUCCUCUGACCCUGAUGUCCCAGAAUCAUCAUCUACCAAGAGGAAAACCAAGGCUGCAGACAGCAAACCACUGACCCCCAGCCCCAGGAGAGGACAGUCCAAUAGCGCCUUCGAGCCUGAUACCUAGACCCAUGGAUCUAUGGUUAAGAGUACACUAAGAGUAAAGAGUUUAAAGCUAAAUUCCUCUUUGAACAGAAGAUAAGUAUGUUUAUAAGGAAACUAUCCUGUAAAGCUUAAACGUAUUGCUUUUUUCACCAAUAUGUUUUAAAUGUCUGUAUACAGUGCCCUCGGAAAAGUAUUCAGACCCCUUGACUUUUUGCACAUUUUGUUACUUUACAGCCUUAUUCUAAAAUGUAUUAAAUCGUUUAUUUCCCCUCA
This is a messenger RNA of Oncorhynchus tshawytscha (Chinook salmon), 3228 nucleotides long. RefSeq lists its product as uncharacterized. The coding region runs from base 2081 to 2977 and encodes 298 amino acids. Gene Ontology annotation, biological process: motile cilium assembly. Gene Ontology annotation, molecular function: protein binding. Gene Ontology annotation, cellular component: ciliary basal body. Lineage: Eukaryota; Metazoa; Chordata; Actinopteri; Salmoniformes; Salmonidae. The transcript is spliced from 12 exons. The record is from RefSeq and is a predicted model, not a curated record.